AUGGUCUUCAGUUUCGGCUACGGCUGCUGGCUUCUGGCAAAGUCGAAAAACAAAUAUAAGCACGUCUAUCCAUACGAUGAAACACGUGUAAAGCUAAACAUAGAAAAUGAUCCUGGAAAAUCAGAUUUCAUCAAUGCAUCCUUUAUACACAUAAAAUGCAUCCAAUACUGGCCUGAGAAAGGCCUUAUGAAGAAAGGAGAAUUAAUCAUAGAAGUUGUAGAUACUGAAGAGUUUGCAGACUUCAUAAUUCGAACAUUUUGCAUUAAAAAGGAAAGUGGACAGAGAAUCAUCCGACAUUUCCACUUUACGGCAUGGCCAGAUAAAGGAGUUCCUCUCUACGCCUCAUCUCUAGUUCAUUUUCACUCAAAAGUGAAAAGUACUAUCGCUCAGGGCAAAGGGCCUAUGGUUGUGCAUUGCAGUGCUGGCAUUGGGAGAACGGGUACCUUUAUUGCGUUAGAUGUCCUGAUUCAGCAGGCCAAGGAAUCGGGCUUUAUAGACGUGUUUAGAUGUGUGGAAACAUUGAGACGACAACGCGUCAAUAUGGUGCAAACUCUGGAGCAGUAUAUAUUUCUUCACGAUGCCCUUGUUGAAGCAUUAAUGUGUACAUCAACUGUUCCUUCAACGUCCGAAUUUUCUCAGAUUUAUCAAAAUCUGAUGAAAGUAGACCCAAAAAGUGGCAAAAGACAUAUUGACCAAUAUUAUGAGAACCUGUGUACUGGUUGUGCUGAAAUCCCUCAAGCUGCCUACGACUUUGCUAAGAAACAAGAAAACAGAAGAAAGAACAGAUACAGCAAUAUUUUACCAAUAGAUUCAUCAAUGCCACAGAUUUGGGAUGAAAGAUACAAGCCCAUCUAUAUCAACGCCGUUUUCCUGCCAGCCUACAAAAACAGGCACUCGUUCAUAGUGACACAGAUACCUCUCAAAGAGACCGUUGUUGACUUUUGGAGGCUAGUUUACCAGCAACGUGUUUCUACAAUCGUUCUCCUCGGUGAAGUAGGAGAAAAUGUGUCAAAUUUGGAACAGGUUUUCAAUUUUGUAUUUUAUAU
Saccostrea cuccullata (small rock oyster) is the source of this 1046-nucleotide messenger RNA. RefSeq names its product receptor-type tyrosine-protein phosphatase T-like. The transcript has 9 exons. Gene Ontology annotation, biological process: protein dephosphorylation. The annotation marks the transcript as partial. Gene Ontology annotation, molecular function: protein tyrosine phosphatase activity. The record is from RefSeq and is a predicted model, not a curated record. Lineage: Eukaryota; Metazoa; Mollusca; Bivalvia; Ostreida; Ostreidae.